CAUCCCGACGUCUUUCCCUUCCGCGAGCUCCGUGUCGCUGGAGUCCCGUUACCGGCACCGGAACCCCUCCGAACCUCCCGGAUUACAAUCAGCUCAGCGGGAAUUCCUGCUGUUCGCCUCUUCCUCGCUUCGGGAAUCCGCUCCUGAGUCGGACCUUUUUUUUUCUUUCUUUUUCUUCUCUUUUCUUUUUCCCCCGUUUUUGCCAUUUAGAAGUUGCGAAGCGCGAGCGCUCCGGCUGUGUUUCCGCUGGUCUGGAGAGAACGGCACCAUCUUAUUCUUCUUAUUCUUCACAAACAGGCUUCAUUUACACUCAAGUGUUUUUUUGAGGAUUAAAGGUUUUACAAGAAAGAAAGAAAGAAAGAAGGAGGCAUCAAGACGCAGUGGACAUGUAGCGCAGACAACACGCUCUCAAGAUCCCACUUCCUGUCCACCCCUCAGCUUGCUCUCGGAAUGGGACUGCACCUUCUCAGAGUGCACUUCUUCACUGGGGGGUGUGUCCAUCCCUGGGCCGAACAGACAGCAUAGACCCCCUGCAGCAUUCUUUUGACCUGCCCUGUCCUUGGUGUGACCCUGCCCAGCCAUGCCUUUCAGGCUUCUGAAGCUGCCUCGUACGAGGCGCUACAAUGUCCUGAGCAAGAACUGCUUUGUGACUCGGAUCCAACUGCUGGACAAUCACAUGAUCGAGUGCACGCUGUCUGUGGAGGGGACUGGCCAAGAGUGUUUAGAAGCAGUCGCUCAGCGUCUCGAACUGAGAGAGACACAUUAUUUCGGCCUGUGGUUUCACUCUAAAGCUCAGGUGCAAAGGUGGGUGGAGUUGGAGAAGCCGCUGAAGAAGCAGUUGGAUAAAUUCGGCAACGAGCCCAUGCUGUACUUCGGGGUCAUGUUCUAUGUGCCCAAUGUCUCCCGUCUCGAGCAAGAGAUCACCAGGUAUCAGUACUACCUGCAGGUAAAGAAGGAGGUCCUUGAUGGACGCCUUCACUGCACCGUGGAGCAGGGCAUUCGACUCGCCGGUCUGGCUGUCCAGGCUGACUUUGGAGAUUUUACUCAAUAUCUGUCUCAGGAUUUUCUCAGGGAAUAUGUUUUGUUCCCCGUGAACUGGCCCCACGUUGACGAGGUGCUGGAUGAGUGGACUCAGAAAGUGGCUGAAGAACACAAGAGUCAUUAUCAUAUGCAGGCAGCAGAUGCAGAGCUGCUGUACAUUAAAGAGGUGGAGAAACUGGAUGGCUUCGGGCAGGAAAGCUUUGCUGCUAAAGACAACUACACCAAUGACAUCUUCAUUGGAGUUUCGUUUAUCGGUAUCUUUGCCAAGCACAGGAACGGGAGAUCUAUCAUGCUUCACCGGUGGAAGGACAUCGGCACUAUCGGACACAACAAGUCGGCUAUCACCGUGGAGAUAACGAGCAAAGACGACACCAUCAUGUUUCACAUGGACGACAUGGAGAUGGCGAAAUACAUAGCACGCCUCUUUACCACCAGACAUAAGUUUUACAAACAGAACAAGAUCUGCGUAGAGCCGAAUCACUCUCCUGUCACUAUAAGGAGAAGAGCCACCUGGAACAGACAGCCUAGGCCACAGUCCUGUAUUGCACACUAUCAGGAGACUCAGAGCUCACAAGACAGUAUCUUUCACGAGGACCCAUACUGUAAGUCAGAGACAAGUCUGGUGGAGUUUAGUUUCCGAAAUGGCCUGAUUCCUAACGGCAGCAUGUGCAGCAGCCCAAGCGUAAACUCUCUAAAUCGCUCACAGACGUUUGUUCACUCUUCACCCAUGUCUUCGAGCCCCAGUAUCCCUGGGAGUGAGCUCAUGCGGCCUGACUACAUUCCCAGCCACCGGCACUCGGCAAUCAUUCCUCCCUCUUACAGGCCAACACCAGAGUACGAUGCUGUGAUGCGACAAAAACGCUGCCUCCUCCCAAACACACCCAGCAUCGACUGCCACAGCCAAUCACUGCGCAGCCUCAAUAUCAGCAACACAUAUGUUUACCGUCAACCUUCGUUAGUGUACAGUCAGCCGGAAAUGCGGGAGCAAGCCCCAUACCACUCACCUUACGGUGGGGGUGGAGGUCCUCAGCCGGUUUAUGGACUUCAUGCUGCCCCCUCCCCAAAUCACCAGGGUCAGAUGGUACAUUCUACAGCAUCUCAGCCACAAUCUAGUGGUGCUAAUGGCAUCUCGCAUACUGUCAGCACACCGGAGCUGGCCAACACUAAACAGCAAGUAGUUAACAGAACCACCCAUGUGUUUAGGAACCACCAGUCAAGGCCUCCACCCCCUUACUCUGCAACCUUUAGGCCAGCAACCAGCACGCCAGAUUUGGCAAGUCAUCGGCAACGUUGCAUUGGAGGCUCUAGUCCGGAACUGGUGACACGUAAAGUGCAGCUGUCGGUCAAAACCUUUCAGCCAGAUAGCUCAGCUGUAGUACACCAGUCACUACAGGAAGUAAGCGAGCCACUAACAGCCAUGAAGCAUCGUUCUACCCUAGCCAAACGGCACAGCAUGGAAGUUGCAAUGGUCCUCAAGGCAGCCAGUGUAGCGGCUUUGCCUCGAAGGAACACAUUACGUGAGCAAGUCCCACCAUUGAUCCCUCCUCAGCAGGCACAGGUACCUCCUCCUCUGCCACCUCAGCUGGCUGAGGGGCAAAUGCCAAUCCAGAAAUCCUCCAACCCUGACCCAACAUACCAGCAUCAAAAAACAUUCUCUAAUGUCACCAUGCUGAUCCAUAGCAGUGAGAGUGAGGAAGAAGAGGAGGAGUAUAGACCCGAGUUGGACGUUCACAUCCCAGGCCUGAACGAGGACAUCAGUGCUCAACUGCAGGCAGCACUUGCUAACAUCCCUAACAAACCUCCUCCAGAAUACCCGGGACCACGGUCCAGCAGCAGCAACAUUGCACUUAGACACCACAAACAGGACCAGAGCCGAGGUUCUCCAGAUGCAGCACAGGUGCAAACGCAUGUCGAUGCAGGAGGGCACCGCGGGAGGCAAAGUCCAAGCCGUAUGGAGGCGGUGGGUUUGAGUGGGGCGACUCUGGGACCAUCCAUCUCUGAGCCUGACCUUACCAGCGUAAAGGAGAGAGUGAGGAAGGAGCCGGUGAAAGAGAGACCUGUUUCCGAGAUGUUUGCCAUCGAGGACAGCAUUGUGGAGAGAGAGAUUGCACAGAGGACUUUGGAAAGGCAGAAGAUGUCCGUGGACUCGGUCAAGAGGCCUCUGAUGAUGGCCGCUCUCAACGGCCUCUACGUGACCCGCAUGCCUGUUCCAGAAAACCCACGUGAGGACGUGUCCUCAAAGGCCAACACGGACGAAAUGUGUAAGCAUCUGGAGCUGAGGCUGGAGGAGGAGCGGAUCCUUGCCGAAUACGAGCAGAUCCCUAAAAAAAGAUCCGAGUGUAACCUCGCAACAGCGACACUGCCAGAUAACACGGAGAGGAACCGGUUCCGUGACGUGGUUCCGUAUGAGGAGAACCGUGUUGAGCUGGUACCAAACAAAGAGAACAACACGGGCUACAUUAACGCUUCCCACAUCAAGAUGCUGAUCAGAGGGGAAGAGUGGCAUUAUAUUGCAACACAGGGCCCUCUUCCCAACACUUGCCACGAUUUCUGGCAGAUGGUCUGGGAGCAAGGGGUCAAUGUCAUUGCCAUGGUUACCGCAGAAGAGGAGGGAGGUCGUUCUAAAAGUCACAGGUACUGGCCGAAACUGGGCUCAAAACAUAACUCGGCCACCCACGGAAAGUUUAAGGUCACCACCAAAUUCCGUACAGACUCAGGAUGCUAUGCGACAACAGGGUUAAAGGUCAAGCAUCUGCUGUCUGGCCAGGAGCGGACCGUGUGGCACCUGCAGUACACUGACUGGCCCGAGCACGGCUGCCCUGAAUAUGUUCAGGGCUUCCUCGCAUACCUGGAGGAGAUCCAAUCUGUGCGACGUCACACCAACAGCAUGCUGGACGCCUCGAAGAACCCCAAGCCGCCAGUCGUGAUCCACUGCAGCGCUGGAGUUGGACGCACCGGAGUGGUUAUUCUCACCGAGCUCAUGAUCAGCUGCCUGGAGCACAACGAGAGGGUGGAGGUCCCGGUGAUGUUAAAUCAUUUGAGACAACAGAGGAUGUUGAUGGUUCAAACCGUCACUCAGUACAACUUUGUGUAUCAGGUUUUGAUCCAGUUUUUGAAGAACACCAGACUCAUCUGAGUCAGACUGUGUGUGUGUGUGUGUGUGUGUGUGUGUGUGUGUAUAUAUGUCUGGGUAAAGUGUUUACUGGGUAUUAACUUCCUAGUCUUAACUCGUUGCCUUAAACACAACGGCUGCUCAUCUCUGGACCAACAUAAUUCCGAACAGAAUCUUCUGUCCUCAGUAAAUGAGUGGAGAAACACCUGUAUAAUUGUUUAUUAUCUUAUUAAUAUUUUUCAUUUUGUUUGUCUUGGAGGACAGCACCUAUAUGUCACGAUUUCUUUAUAAAAAAAAGAAAAAAAUGUGCUAUUAUCCAGGCUAUAAGUUACUUUACAUACAGUAACACACCCACUAGAAAUUUAGUCUGCAUAAAGAGUUAGAAUUAAAAUACGGUAUGAAGUAAGGAAUAAAUGACUUGUGGGUGUGUUGAUACCGGAAAAUAAUCAACACCAGAGCGAUACAGAUUUUUUAAAACCAGCACAUUGUGAAGUGUUUUAUUCCUUUUAUACAACAUCAGUUUGCAAUGCGAACAACAAUUUUAUUUAUUAAAGAACAAACAAUCUUGCCGAAAUACAUAUCUGACAUGACAAGAAGUAAACCAGAAGGCUAUAAUCUUUAUUUGAUAAACCUCAAAAUUAAAAACAUUAGAAACGCACUGAACAUUCAUGACGUGUGUUAUUCACGAACAUGCGGCCUUGUUUAAAAUGCUUGCGCCAUUCAAAUGUUUUACUGCUAUGGGUCUCAUCAGCGUACUGAGUUUUAAGUCUUCUGUAAAUGUUGAUCACCUUAUUUAACAUUAACACCUUCAUUCACCAGAACUUUCAUCACAAGUCGCAGUUUGACUUGAACCCCCUUGCAUGGGCGCUCACGCUCAUUCACACACUAUGCCCAAUUUGGGAAUGGCAAUUAGCCUAAUCAGCAUGUCUUUGGAUUGUGGGAAUACACCGGAGAACCUGGAGGAAACCCACCAAGCUUGGGGAGAACAUGCAAACUCUAUGCACACAGACCCAGAGACAGGACUCGGAACCGAGGCAGGACCCUGGAGGGACAAGGCGGCGGUGCAAACCACUAAGCUACUGUGCCGCCUAUGCAAAAUUACAUUUUUUAAUAAAGAUGGGGCUGUGUGUGUGUGUGUGUGUGUGUGUGUGUGUGUGUGUGUAUGUGAACAAACGAAAAUAUAAAAUUUUUGCAUUUGUGAUCUCGGCAUAAACAAGUCAACCAUAUUUUUGACGAUUCCCCCUUCCCCAGAUUGUUGCUCACUUCUGCUCUUAUCUGGCAAGGCAUGGUUUGGCAGUAACUCAUUUAAAUACACACUGAAGCAACAUAUUUGCAAGAGGACUGAAACAAGGGAGAUGUAAAAUUGGGAAAAUGCAUUAUCCAAGGGAUAUUUUAGCUAGACUGAGACCUGUGUUUAUUUGUUGAAGAAAUAGUAAAAUACGUAUUGAAAAAAAACAACAACAACAACAACUAUAAAAUAUGAUCGGGGUGCCCAAACCAUUGUAUGCAACUUUCUGUGUAUUAAGAUAACAGCUGUUCAAUAAUUCUAAUACAAAGUAAUUUAACAAACAUGAAGAAGAUCUUCACAGCAACUUAUAGUCUGGAGAAUGCAUUAUAUGCUAUUUAAUUUUUGUAUUAUACUUUUAUUUAUUAUUUUUCAUGUAUUUCCUUUCUUUAGGUCAUGUUUUGUGUCUCUGUGUUCAGUAAAAACAAUUCUUUUUUUCUUUACAGAGGUUGAAAACAUUAAAUGGCCAUGUUGUUUUUCAUCAACAGUUAAGUGCAUUUUAUUAGGUCUUAUUCUUUCACACAGUUUGCAGGUGAAGCUAAGCUAAUUCCGUUUCAUUCAUAUUCAUUUUGAAGAGAUUGUGAUGAAAGGAAAAGGUGUUCCGUCUAUAAGCGUUGUUUAUCUUGACUAUGGCAUUAUUGUUUACUUAUUUUCAUGGUAAAAAAAAAGAAAUUUAAAAACAUAUAGACAUUCAUAUUUACACAAAAACUUUGGAUGUGGGUGGAAUCAUCUUGGAAAACAUCAUAACCAUGAUAUAUAUGAUAUAUAUUAUACAGUACUGUGCAAAAGUCUUAGGCACAUGCAAAUAAAUGCUAUGAAGCAGUUAUGGGACAACACAUUGAGGACGCUUUAGUCUCAGGUAUAAUUUGUGCAGAUUUGUAAGGAAAUUAGCAAUUUAUAAUCUUUAAUGAGCGUCCUGCAUGACCACCCACAGUUCUUCUGAUCACUUUGACUGUUGUAUCUACUUCUUUUUACAUGCAAAACACAGUGUGUCACUUAUUUACAGUAAAUUUCUUUUUUCUUUUUAACAUACAAGUAUUUUAUGAAACUGUUGGAAUACCAAUGUUUGGAAAUCCAAAAUGUUGUUGUGCUAACUUAAUAACAGAGUCUUAAAAAAUAUAUAAUAAUAAUAAUAAUAAUAAUAACAAAUAAUACGUUCAGGUUUAAAAGACAGGGUGCCUAAGACUUUCGCACAGUAUUGUAUUGAUUUGCAGCUGCUUUGUAAUGGGAAGCAUAUUACUUUUGGGACAAAGUUUUGGAAACAACAAGAAAUGAAUAAAUGCCCCAUUGCAUAGGAAUUUAUUCUACAGCUGAUCACCAGAACGUUCCAAUUCACAUUUAAAAGGAAAUACAGAAAUAUUAGGAAGUUCACAAUGUACAGAUAAUAAUAAUAAUAAUAAUAAUAAUAAUAAUAAUUUAAGGCUACAUUAAUGUAUGUUACCUAUAUUGUAGAAGCCAAGUUGAGGUGCACAACCUUUCAUUGCUUUGUCUUUUUGUAGAUUGUAGCCAUUAAAUGAUUGAGCACUAAGAAUGUGUUCAUGUUUAUUAGAGAAGUCAAACAAUCAUUUUAAGAUGAUAAAAUGCUAGCACUUCAGUGCAUUGUUUUUGUUUGUUUAUUUCGUACUUUCAGUUGUUGCAUUUUGUUUUAUGGUCGUAGCUGUAUAUAUUGUGUGUAGAGAAAUUGAGCCACAUUUUCAAUAUGUUCCCUUUGCAGUGCACUAGUGAAGUGCCCUAAGCCAGUAUAUUAGUGCCUUACUGAACAUAAAGAAUGUCUGGAGCGACCCACUUUACUUUACUUUACUUUACUUUACUUUACUUAGCUCUGGUCUAGUUUAGAAAUUCACUUUCUAACUGAAAUUCAGUUCUAAACACUUAGUUUUUAGAACCAAUUAGUGGGUCAAUCAGUUCGUUUGAAUCACUAUGUUUUAGAUUUCUCUUUUAUAAUGAUAUGCUAAAAGAAAAUAACGCAACUAAGCUGUGUCAAAUUUCAUUAGCUUACUUCGAUAUGAAUGUUUCAAAUUCUGAUACGACUUGGUACUAUUUAAUACCAUAAAAAAGAAAACUAUGCAUGUUUAUAUAUAUAUAUAUAUAUAUAUAUAUAUAUAUAUAUAUAUAUAACUACUUGUAUAUAAGCAUACACAUUAAAAGUAUAAGCUUGUGUUAGCUCUUGUAUUUGUAACGUGUGUUUUUGCCAAUGUUUUUACAACGACAGUAUUUUUUCCUACGUGGCAUUCCAGUCUUCCAGCAGGUCUCUCUCUCUCUCUCUUUAAGUUCUUACUCAUUUCUUACUCAUUUGUUAUUAAUUACCAAAUGUCUUUACUUUCCAAAUUUUUACUUAAUUAUGUACAUAAUUUUGUUUAUGCUGUUUAUUUUUUUUUCAAAAUGAAAACUUUUUUUUUUCAGAUCUGUCAUGCCUAUUACACAAUAAAGCCUUAUUUUCUCAGUU
Molecule: messenger RNA, 7884 nt
Organism: Clarias gariepinus (North African catfish)
Lineage: Eukaryota; Metazoa; Chordata; Actinopteri; Siluriformes; Clariidae
Product: tyrosine-protein phosphatase non-receptor type 14-like
Exons: 20
Coding region: 581-4177 (1198 amino acids)
Biological process (GO): protein dephosphorylation; lymphangiogenesis
Cellular component (GO): cytoskeleton
Molecular function (GO): protein tyrosine phosphatase activity
Source: RefSeq, a predicted model, not a curated record